Molecule: messenger RNA, 1068 nt
Organism: Closterium sp. Yama58-4
Lineage: Eukaryota; Viridiplantae; Streptophyta; Zygnematophyceae; Desmidiales; Closteriaceae
Source: the annotation of a GenBank genome assembly
AUGCAAGAGGGUGUGAAAGGGGGUGUGAAGGGGAGAGUGGAAGCGAGUGUGGAGGGGGAAGUGGGGGGGAGAGGGCGGGUGGAAGUGCAGGUGGUGGAGCGCAGUGUGAUGGUGCUGCGCAAUGUGGCUCACUCCGCCACCACACCCAUCAAGCAACAGCUGCUCGCCCUCCUGCUGCCCGCCACCCUGCCCGCUCUGCUGCUAGACUCCUCCCCAAGCGUGCAGGUGCAGGCGGCAGCGCUGCUGCGCAACGUGGCGCACGGAGCAGAGGAGGACGCCCACCUGCUGCUGGCCCCCGCUGCCCUCCACGGCGCCCUGCUGCGCCUCCUCGCCGCCAAACUGCUGCCUGCCCGCCCAGUGCCCGUUAGACCAGCCGCAGGGGGAGACGUGGGAAGAGGAGGAGUGAGAGGGGAUGUAGUUGAGGAGGGUGGGUGGGAUGCAGAGGCAGAGUUAGCGGCGGUGCGGCGAGCGCAGUAUGCAGUGCGCGUGGAGGCCAUGCUGGCUCUGAGCAACAUGGCAGCAGGCGGCGCACAGGCCAAGGACUCUGUGCUGCCGCUGCUGCUGCUGCCCGCUGCCAAGGUGAGGGAACUUGAAGCGUGCUGGCUGGCAGGCGCAGGGAGUGAAGCAGCCGUGUGUGGCACAGCAGGGAACGUGGAAGCACAUGGAGCGAGGGCGGUCGCGUGCAGUGAUGCAGGCUCAAGUCCAAGUGCUGCUGCUCGUGCUGCUGGCAGCAUCAAGGGGCGCGAUGGAAAGGGAGAAGCGCUGGCUGCCACCACUCCGCCGCACCUCGUCCACCACCACCCACCUUCCAGCCCACCCCAGCCCAGCAACGCCCCUCUAUUCACAGCAACACCACUCAUCCUGCACCUGCUGCGCCUGCAUGGCUGCACAUCCCUGCGCCUGGCCUCCCUCUGGUGCCUCGCCAACCUCUGCCGCCCCGCCUGCCCGGGCGCUGACAGGCGAGCUGCUGCAGUGAGGGCAGCAGAGGGCGUGGUGGCACAGCUAGAGCGGCUGGCAGCGCAAGGGAGCUUCGACAUCGCUGUAAGCCAUGCACUCGCCCUCUGCUAG